AUGGCAGAGCAAGUUAAAGAUUGUAAGGGAAAUUGCUCAUGCAAUUCCUAUCUCCACACUGCGUUCUCAAGACCCAUCAUCCACAGGAACAAACAACUGGAAAACAUCUUUUUAGACCAGAACAAUGUUGCCAAACUAACCGAAUUUUCACCAUCCAUAUCCAUCCCCAAAGGUGGAACUCAUGCAGUAGUUGACUACCUGGGUGGGACUGCUGAGUUCAUAUGCCCCAACUAUUUUAGCACAUUCUAUGUAAUGGAGAUAGUUGACGCCUACAGCUUCGGAUCAUUUCUAUUAGAGCUUUUAACUGGAAGGAGGUUAGGUCAUCUAGCACAAGCAGCCAAAGAUGAAGGAGGAGGAGGAGCUGGUGUGGAGCAACAAGUACAAGCUGUGUUACAGCUUGCCCUCAUAUGCAGAGAACAAGAUCCAGAGAUAAGGCCAAAUAUGAUUGACGUUACAAAAGAACUCAGAAACAUUGAGAGAUUCAUCCCAUGA
Molecule: messenger RNA, 492 nt
Organism: Quercus robur (English oak)
Lineage: Eukaryota; Viridiplantae; Streptophyta; Magnoliopsida; Fagales; Fagaceae
Product: non-functional pseudokinase ZRK2-like
Exons: 2
Coding region: 1-492 (163 amino acids)
Biological process (GO): cell surface receptor signaling pathway; protein phosphorylation
Cellular component (GO): plasma membrane
Molecular function (GO): ATP binding; protein serine/threonine kinase activity
Source: RefSeq, a predicted model, not a curated record